AUGGCGAGCACAGAAGAAGGAGGAGCAGGGACAGCGAGCGAUACUCCUCUCAUCAUCACCACCAUCGCGACCGCGACCGCGAGAGAGAAAAGGAGCGCGGUUGGGAGUCGGAGCACGAAAGCACCAGGCGGCGAAGUCGAAGAGACAUAUUCCAGCCGACACUACCGCGACUACGACAGAGACAGACACCAUCGCUCUCGCCGCAGCCGCUCCAGGCAUAGUGACCGUGCCAAACACCACCACCGCGAAGAAGAGCCGGCCCCGACACAAAUAUCUUCAGACAUCUUGCGCGAAGUGGCCGUGACCGGCGCUGAGGCAAUAACGGGCGAGGAUGCACCGUUUGAAGUCAUCAAGGGUGCGGAGGCAAGGCAGUUCGCGAAGCAGUUUAUUCGCGAACAAGUCUCUCGCGACCAGCUCGCCCAGCCCGCCGCCGCCGAUGCAGAUGGAAAGCCGACGUCGCCGGUGGAGGCGAACGACAAGGCGAUCCAGAACACGAUGCAGCCUGUUGUGUUUGCUGUCGCCCGGCUCCCCGCGGAGGGACCGAAGGCGAACAUCGUGCAUUGGAUCAAGGCGUGGCAGGGCAAGACAGACGGGCGCACCCACCCGCUCAGCGGCCGCCGCCGGCGCGCCAACUUCCUCGACAACGAGUUCAACAAGGCGAAGCGUACACUGGACGACUACGCCAGCCGGCGCGCGAGCGGUGUGCCCGAGAUGAUCCGCGUCGACGACGCCGACCCCGAUCCGGACGGUGACGAGGGGCAGGACGUGACGACACCGACGGCCGCGGCACCAAGGAAGCCCAUGCCACCGCCGACGACAGUGGGGACUGGCGCGGGGCGGAAGCGGCAGAUCACGGACCCGCAGCCGCAGCCGCAGCUCCCGCCGAUGCUGGCCCGCUUAGCACGUGAGCACGAGCAAGAGCAGGACGGGGAUACAGAAGGGCUGGCACCGCCCCCGCAGUCGCGCCGCUCGGUGUCGGACCCGCUCCCCUCUGCGUUCCCCCCGACGGCGGCGCAGUUCACGUUCCCGAUGGUGAUGGAGCGCCCGCCGCUCGGGAGCCACCGCGGGUCUGUGGAUAGCAUGGACAGCGUGACGUCGCUCCCGCUGCUGGGCAUGGUGCGGGGCGUGCCUGUUGGGAAUAGAGUCCCGCUCCGCGUAACGAACCCCAGCGACCGGCUGUCCACGCUGUCGUCUUCGUCGAACGCCAGCGCGCCGCAGCUUUCCAUCAACGUCGGCGGUCUCUCGAUCCCGGGGGGCAUGGGUGCAGGGCCCGGCCCGUCCCCGCUGGGCCAGGCACAGAGCACAGGGCCGGAAGAGCACCCGAUAUACGGCGUCCCGGCGACCGCGCGAUCGGAUAAGAGCUACAGCAGCAGAGAAAGCCGGAAGAGCCGGAAAAGCGGAAGGAGCGGCGAGCGGUCGGAGGGCGAGGCCAAGGGGCAGGAGAAGGAGAAGCUGUUGAUCGUGCUGCUAGACGAGAACGACGAGGGGCUGCACUCGCGCUCGGCGUCGCUGGCGAGUCGUGGCCGGCCGAAUGAAGUGGAGCGGGAGAAGGAGAAGGAGCAUGUAGUUGGAGCGCCGGAGUCGUGGCAUGGACUUGAACGCCGGCUCUCCUCCCGACCCGCCUCUCGCCGGCCCUCGCCCGCCAGCCUUCGGCCUACCGCAAGCGGAUCAGCGGGGUCCCCGUGGCUCGGGCCGCUGAUGGACCGCGACGAGGACGUGACGUACGUGCGCCCGCGUGGCGAUGCAGAGGACUCGGCCGACUACCUUUCCGAUGCCGACGAACACGACGACGCGCCUGUCCCUGUGCGUGCGCUCGUGUCGCAGCUGCAAGCGCUGGGCUACGCGCCGUCCACCGGCCCGGGCCCGAGUCCCUAUGCGAGCCCGUACAACGCGAGUCCGUAUGCGAGCCCAUAUGCCUCGGCCUCGCCAUACGCGUCGCCCGCGUCGUAUGCUUCCCCGGCGUCGUACGGCCCGGGCGCGCCGCUGCCUUUGGCGUCAUCCUACAGCGCCUCGCCAUACGCGUCCCCCGCGCACCUUUCUCCAUACCGCCGCCUCCCCUCCGCCGGUUCGCGCCCGCCGACCCCGCCCUACGCCGCGCUCACCACCGGGCCGACCGGGGCGUCCGUCUACACGCCCGCGCCCGCGAACUACGUCAGCCCUGCGCCGGCGGGGGGCGGGCAUGUACGCGCCGUUCGCAUCGCCAUACGUGUCCCCACUGCCAGUGCCCGCGCCGCCGCUCGGGGGCUAUCCCUACUCGCCGUACGCCGCGAGCCCGGGGAGCUACCACCCGUUCGUGUCCCCCGGAGCGAGCCCGUACCAUGUGCAGCUCCCGCUGAGCCGCGCGCCGAGUGCCGGCCCUGGAGCGGGUGCCCAGCAGGGGCAGACGCAGUACCCGCAGUCACCGUAUGCGGGGAUAUAUCGGUAGCGGCAACGGGCGAGUUUUUCUUUCCUUUUCUUUCCUUUGUGUCUUGCAGAAAUAACCAGGCAAAACUCAAUGUAUUAUAA
Molecule: messenger RNA, 2505 nt
Organism: Mycena indigotica
Lineage: Eukaryota; Fungi; Basidiomycota; Agaricomycetes; Agaricales; Mycenaceae
Exons: 10
Coding region: 1-2505 (834 amino acids)
Source: RefSeq, a predicted model, not a curated record